AACAGGAAGCGUUUCAAUCGAAAACGGUGCAGCUCUGUCAGUAAGUAGUAUCUGUUAUGAACUUAUUUGACAGUAGCUGUAGCAGAGUAUUUGGUCUCUUAACGGUUUUUAUCGCUCUACUCGCUGUUGUUUUUCACUACAUGGAGAAUUCCGAGUCAGCAGAGUACCCCAGGAUGGAUUUAGCUGCAUUGGCGGAAAACUUCAAACAAAAAAAUAAAACUUGUUUCAUUCUCGGUGCAUCAGGAGAGACAGGAAAAGUGCUGUUAAAAGAAAUUGUGCAACGCAAAAUAUUCUCAAAGGUGACCCUUAUUGGACGACGAAAGUUAAACUUUGAGGACCAAAUCUAUGAAAAUCUGGUCCAAGAGGUGGUUGAUUUUGAGAAGCUGGAAGAAUACGCAGCAGCAUUUCAGGGUCAUGACGUUGGAUACUGCUGUCUUGGAACAACCAAAGCCAAAGCUGGAACUGAAGGAUUCAUCCGUGUGGACCAUGAUUAUGUACUCAAGUCUGCAGAGCUUGCCAAAGCUGGAGGUUGCACUCACUUCCAUCUGGAGUCCUCGAGAGGAGCCAACAAAGCCAGCAGUUUUCUCUACCUGAAAACAAAGGGUCAGGUUGAAGCAGAUAUAGAGGAACUAGGCUUUGAACGUUAUUCUAUCUACAGACCUGGGGUUCUCCUGGUGAACAGGGAGGAGAGCAGGCCAGCUGAGUGGUUGGCCCAGAGAUUUCUGAGUGCAGUUUCAUCCAUGUUGCCUGCAAUGUCCAUCCCCAUCACAUCAGUGGCCAGAGCAAUGGUGGUGAACACACUCUGGGAAGGAGAGAAAAAAACAGAGGUCCUUGAGAACAAAGCAAUUUUCAACCUUAGCAAAAUUGGAGAAAAGCAAUAAGACUUUUUUUUAUGCUCAGUUUUAACAAGUGCAACUAUUACUUUAUUUUUGUGCUUAAUAAAGGGAAGUUUUGUGAGACAUUUUAAAGAUUACUGUUUGUAUAACAUUGCAUGGUGAAAUUUUUCACUUGGCUUACAUCAGGAAAAGAGGUGUAUAUUUCAUUUUACAUAUGGAAGGGAAUGAGCUAUAAUUACAUUAUUUUAGUAUUUGUAUUCUGAAUAUUUCUCCUGUUUUUGUUUUUGAUAUAUCAGCAACCCAACAGUAAUGUGCACAUAAGCCUUAAACAACUUUUCUCUAUAUAUGUAGAUUUGAAUAGAAUCAUAAAAGAAAUAGGGGGGGGGGGGAGGCAGCUCAGGGCAACAGAAAGAGCCAAGAAAGCUGUACAUGAUUGCAAGAAAAUGACAGUGGGCAUGUUCAUGUUCUGCCCAGUAAUAUGACAGCUGGACUAAACUUAAAAGCUGAUUUGUGCAUGUCACCAUUCUCAAGUUAUUUGAACUGACACAUAUGCUUUUAGACUACCUCGUUUUUCCAAACUAAGCAGGGCUGUGUAAUGAGCAUGUAAUUCUCAUAGUUUGUAGAUGGGGGUCAAAAAUCCUGCUUGUUUGUCACCAUUUGUGGAGGGACACCUUUUUUGCCUUGGUGUAUGGACAACAAUGUAUGUUUUUGUGGCUGGGUUAUAUGCUAUCAGAAUAAAGUAAAAAUGGCUAUUAAAUUGUA
Messenger RNA from Electrophorus electricus (electric eel), 1598 nucleotides. RefSeq names its product HIV-1 Tat interactive protein 2 (gene htatip2). The record is from RefSeq and is a predicted model, not a curated record. Gene Ontology annotation, biological process: import into nucleus. NCBI's taxonomy places the organism in Eukaryota, Metazoa, Chordata, Actinopteri, Gymnotiformes, Gymnotidae. Gene Ontology annotation, cellular component: cytoplasm.